AUGACAUCUCCCACCACAAAGAACAUCCUCAUUCUCGGCGGCGGCAUCUCGGGGUUACAAACGGCGGUUUCGUUACUUGAUUCCUCCCCAAAUAAUCAAUCCCCCCAGUACAAAAUCACACUCCUGGCGAAAUAUCUCCCCGGUGACAAGAAUGAAAAUUAUUGUUCACCAUGGGCAGGAGCAGAUUGGAGAAGUCAUGCUUCGAAACCUGCUACUUGUAUCACUGAGGGGCGGGAUGGAAAUGGGGAAAGUGGUGAAGAUAAUGAUAAAGAUGAAAGACUGAGAAGAUGGGAGGAGAGGACUUAUCGUAAGUGGAAGAGUUUGAUUGUAGAGAAUGAGGAUGGGAAGGGAGCAAGAGGAAAUGAAAUGGAAAUCGGAAUGGGAAUGGCAAUUACACCCUCGAUAUACUAUCUGGGAUCUACAUACCACGGAGCGGAGUUCAACGAGAAUGGUGUGUGGUUUGAGGAUAUGGUGGGAGGGUAUAGAGAAUUGGACGUUGGGCUGGAGAAAAACAAACUCAAGGGAUCUCUGGGGAAGGGAGUCAGAAAAGGUGUACAGUUCGAAACGGUGUGUGUGGAUGUAGAUAUAUAUUUGAGGUAUUUAAUACAAAGAAUAGAACAGCGAGGAGGAAAGCUUAUCCGCGGGGAAAUCGAAACCAAGGAAGGAUUGGAAGGUGUGGUGCGCGGGUGUAGAGAUGUGCUUGCGGGAGAGAAAAUCGAUGUCCUGAUUAAUUGCACGGGACUCUCUGCCGCGCGAUUCGUGGGGGAAGAGGAAGCGGAGAAGAUGUUUCCGGCCAAUACCUGGAACGCAAACCCCGACCGCGAAUUAUCAAGUAGAAUAAUCCAGAGAUUAAAAGAUAUAGGAUGGGCUGAAGAUUUGAAGAAUGAGAAAGGGGAGAUAGAGGUUUUGGAUACGUAUGUGGGGUUUAGACCUGGGAGGAAGGGGGGUGCGAGGGUUGAGAUUGAGGGGAUGGGUGGGGAAGGGGAUAGUGGGAGAGGUGGAAAAGGAAAGGGAAAAGCAAAGAAAAUAGAAGGUGUCUAUGUCAUUCAUAAUUAUGGACAUGGGAGUGGAGGGUAUCAAUGUAGUAUUGGGUGUGCGGAAGAAGUUGUUGAGUUGGUUCGGGGAUUGGAAUGA
Botrytis sinoallii is the source of this 1134-nucleotide messenger RNA. RefSeq lists its product as uncharacterized. Gene Ontology annotation, molecular function: FAD binding; D-amino-acid oxidase activity. NCBI's taxonomy places the organism in Eukaryota, Fungi, Ascomycota, Leotiomycetes, Helotiales, Sclerotiniaceae. The record is from RefSeq and is a predicted model, not a curated record. The transcript is spliced from 2 exons. The coding region runs from base 1 to 1134 and encodes 377 amino acids.